This is a messenger RNA of Prunus avium (sweet cherry), 2313 nucleotides long. RefSeq names its product Regulator of chromosome condensation (RCC1) family protein. The record is from RefSeq and is a predicted model, not a curated record. Gene Ontology annotation, molecular function: small GTPase binding. Lineage: Eukaryota; Viridiplantae; Streptophyta; Magnoliopsida; Rosales; Rosaceae. Gene Ontology annotation, cellular component: membrane. Gene Ontology annotation, biological process: negative regulation of GTPase activity.
AGAAAAGAAGCAGCAGAAGAAAAUCUAGAGACUAUUUUAUUAUCUACAUGGCGUGCGUUCCCUUUUUAUUUUAUUUUUCUUUCUUUUUAAUUAAUUAAGCCCUGUUCUCGUAAACCCAACCAAAUCCCUCCCUUUUAAUAUUUUCCUUUCCCAUUUUGAAUUAGGGUUCCAUUCCUCAUCCAUUUCUUCCUCCGUUCCUCCACACCCCAAAACCCUAUGCCGUUCCCGAUCUCUUUAAACUAGCCGUUGCCUCCGUUUCCCGCCAAUCUCACCUUCAUCCCAGCCGUUCAUUAUUCACCUUUUGAAAACUAGCCGUUAGAUCCACCGCUUCUGGAGCCAUUCCGCUGUAUAUUUUCCUUAUUGAAGUCUUGACCGUCGGCUUUGCCGGAUUUUGACCUGCAAUGUCUGCGGUCGAAGUGGAGAAGAAGGUCGAGGAGGAGGAGAGUAAGAAUGUAGAGAAAUCGGGAGAGCUCUUGUUCUGUGGCGGUACGUCUUGGGAUGUCAUUGGUCGGCGCAAAGGCGCCGUCGAAGGCAACUUGAUUUCUCCCACGCGCCUUCGUCCUCUCGUCGGCAUCGAUAUCCGUUUUGUAGCCUCGGGUUGCUCUUCCUGCCAUUGUGUGGCAUUGGAUGUGGAAGGGCGUUGCUAUACUUGGGGACGCAAUGAGAAGGGGCAGCUGGGUCACGGAGAUUCAAUUCAGCGUGAUAGGCCGACUGUAGUGUCUGAACUUUCAAAGCAUAAAGUUGUUAGAGCUGCAUCAGGGAGGAGUCAUUCUGUAGUGAUUACUGAGGAUGGGUAUUCUUUCGCCUUUGGCUGGAAUAAGCAUGGACAGCUGGGUUCCGGUUCAGCAAAAAAUGAAAUUGAGAAAUCCCCUGUUCGCUGUCAAGUGUCUGAUGUUAAAAAUACAGCUUGUGGGGCUGACUUCACUGUGUGGUUAUCUUGUGUUGAAGGAGCUUCUAUACUAACUGCAGGUCUUCCACAGUAUGGGCAACUUGGGCAUGGUACAGAUAAUGAGUAUAAUACUAAAGACAGCUCAGUGAGGCUUGCGUAUGAAGCCCAGCCACGCCCUAAAGCAAUAACUUCUCUGGCUGGGGAAACCAUUGUGAAAGUUGCAUGCGGAACAAAUCAUACAGUGGCAGUGGAUGCAAAUGGCCAUGUUUAUACGUGGGGCUUUGGUGGUUAUGGAAGGCUUGGACAUAGGGAGCAGAAGGAUGAAUGGGCUCCUCGUCGUGUUGAUGUUUUCCAAAGGCAAAAUCUUCUGCCUCCUGAUGCAGUUAUAUCAGCUGGUUCUGUGAACUCUGCAUGUACUGCAGGUGGAGGGCAGUUGUAUAUGUGGGGUAAAAUUAAGACCACGGGUGAUGACUGGAUGUAUCCUAAACCACUCAUGGAUUUAAGUGGCUGGAAUUUGCGUUGCAUGGAUUCAGGCAAUAUGCACCAUUUUGUUGGUGCUGAUUCCUCCUGCAUAAGUUGGGGUCAUGCUCAGUAUGGAGAACUGGGAUAUGGCCCUAAUGGACAGAAGUCUUCUGCAGUACCCAAAAAAGUGGAAAUUCUUGACGGUAUGCAUGUUAUGAGCGUUGCAUGUGGUAUGGGCCAUUCCAUGGUUAUUGUUGAUAGAACAAAUGUUGGAGACCGACUUGAUCAGCUUGAUGUAUAUGAUGGCAAAGCUUCUGUUGAAGGGAGUGAGGAACCUGUGAGUGGCCCUCCAGUUUCUAAGCAAACUCCUAAAAAGGGUGCUUCUAAGGCAACUCAGAAUUCCAAGAGGAAGAAGUCAAAAGAUUCUUCCGAUUCGGAAGAUGAAGACGACAAUGAUGGCGACAGUGAGGACGAAGACAGUGAUGAAAGUGAUGAACAGGUCAAUGGCAGGACAGAACCUAAAAGGCAACGGGGAGGGAAGGCUUCUGGUAGAGGUCGAGGCAAUGGUGCUAAAAAGGCAGCACCAGCAGAGGGAAAAGGCGCUGGGCGUGGACGGGGCCGCCCUCCUUCCGCAAAUAAAAGCCCAAAGCCCGCACAGGGGAAGACUGGUACGGGUAAGAGAGGAAGGCCUCGCAAGUCAUAAGUUGUAUUCUCGCAGUGGGCCCAGUCAAAACCGGAAAUUUUGUUCUCUCAAUGUAGAGAAGUGUACUUUUAUUGCCAUGUGGCGCGCUCUUUAUUUGGCGCCACUUUCAAUUGUUUAAAUGUUUUUUUUUUAAAUUGUUUGCAUUCACUUCAAAUAUUAUGUGAUUUAACUGAUUGAAAACUCUGGACUGAAACAAACACUCUGCUUUUUUAACAUCCGGCUGAAAUGAAAGAAUGUGAGUGAUGUAUCUUGUACCAAA